Rhipicephalus microplus (southern cattle tick) is the source of this 6405-nucleotide messenger RNA. RefSeq names its product phosphatidylinositol 4-kinase alpha-like. Gene Ontology annotation, molecular function: 1-phosphatidylinositol 4-kinase activity. The record is from RefSeq and is a predicted model, not a curated record. Gene Ontology annotation, biological process: phosphatidylinositol phosphate biosynthetic process; phosphatidylinositol-mediated signaling. Lineage: Eukaryota; Metazoa; Arthropoda; Arachnida; Ixodida; Ixodidae. Gene Ontology annotation, cellular component: plasma membrane; cytoplasm.
AUGGCCGAAAUGACUGCAACACCGUCAGCCACGCCAGCGUCACCCGCCGUCGCCAGCGGCGGCGGUGGCGUCUCCUACAGCAGCGGCCUGCUGGCUCAGGAAAGGGAGCGGUCGGCGUUUCGUCACGGGCUGAUGGAAUUGUCCCGCUGUUUGGCACGCCUUCAGCCGACGCCAUGGCCCAAGGUUGCCAAGGUGAUGGCCGCCUGUCCCGUGGAGCUCUCGCGCGGCGUGUUCCGCAUCGACCAGCGUGGCCAGGACGCCGUCGUUUCCCUGUGCGUGUACCUGGUCGAGUCUGGCUUCCAGCACCGCGAGCGCAUCGUGCCGUACCUGAUGAAGCUUCUGCGAGGUCUGCUCAAGGCCAACUUCGUUGAGGAAGUGAAGUACGAGCCGGACGAGAGGAUUCCCGUGAGGGAGCGCUUCUGCUUCCUCCUGCAAACGGUGCUGUCCGACGUGGCGUACUACUGCGACGAGCUGGGCGAGGAGAUCACCAACUGCCAGCUCGACUUCCUCGGCGCCCUGGUGCGCAUCUGUGCCAGCGCGCACGCCUGCCAGCUCGGCCAGCGCGGAACCGUCGGCCAAACAGUGGUUCCGCUGAUAUUCGGCACGUGCCGCGCUCUGGGCCGCGCCAGCGUCGAGCUGCCGUUCAUUAUCUGCCGGAUCUUCCCGCCGCCAGAGAAGGUGAACUUCGUCGAGGACGAGCUGGGAGUCGAGAGCUACGCCAAGAAGAAGCGGCGAGCCGAGAUGUACAACCCGAACAUGGUGUCGCGCCGCGCCAUGGUCGACUACUGGAUGGCGAAGGCGUGCCGUGGCGCUGCUCGUGAGCGCCGCGAGGGCUUGCUGCCGUACGAGAACAUUACGACGCCGAUUCCGUUCCAGGCGUCCACGUUCCUCUUCCGGACGUUCGGCUCGUCCUUUAGCCAGAUCCGAGUCGUCGCGGAACGACCCGAAGUCGCUGCCAAAAACCACACGCUGUUCUCGGGUAACAAGAUACAGUGUCCAUUUUUCAAGCGACAGUCAAAAAGACACUUAUCCUUGCGUACGCCGACCGCAUUCCUGUCGGACGAGAUGAUCGACUACCUGGACCAGUGUGCCGUCAGUGCGCACGACACAGGACAGCUCGCCAUCAAUCCGUAUCGCUCGUUCGGGGAGAUGCUCAAGAUGGUGUGGAUAAACCUGCUCUAUGAGCUACUCUGCUCGUACACCCUCGCCGAAAAGGACGAAUGGAAGACGAAUUCGCCGCUCUUCUUCAGUCUCGCGAAGGACAUCCAGAAGCUCGCCAAGCAUCUCUUUCUUGCCGGCCAGAAGGACAUACAGGUGAAGGCGUACGAUGCGAGCGAGCAGGAACAGAAGGAGCAUGGAUACGCGUGCGUGCACCGGUUCCGUGCGAGCGUUCAGACGGUGGCCACUUGCGUGGAGAUCCUCGUUUGGGCCGAGGUUGACGAGAACGGCGCCGACCUGCUGUGCGGCAAGCUCGCCGAGAAGCUGCAAGCGGCCCAUGGUCUCAAGCUUGCACUGGGUCACCUCCCCAUACUCAUCAGCUGCCUGGAUGGCAUCAGGACGCUGGCCGAGAUGUUCCCACUGAUCGUGGACGGCUGCGUGCUGGCGGCGCGCGAUUUCCUCGGUGCUCCGGCGCCCGUCCUGCUCAAGCUUUACCAGUGCAUGGAAGAGCUCGUCAGUGGCGACAACGCUGGCGUCAGGUCCAUCUGUCAGGCAGCACUCAGACAGGUACGCGAUGCCGGCAUCGAGUGCCUGUGUGGAGUGCUUCGAGUGGGCGUUGAGCGUGAUCCCGAGAUUGUGCAAGCGUACUUGGCCUCUGCCUCAAAUCGACUCUUCCAGGCCGAAAUAAGCGGCGGAGAAGGAGCCCUGAUCGCCAUCAACACGGUCAUGGCGUUGGGCAAGAUGGCGGUGCUGCUGAAGGGCACGCCGAAGACGGAAAAGUCGGUGCUGCAGUUCUUCCAACAGCGCUUCUGUAAACCGCCUUCGACGCUGGACACACUCAUUGUGGAUCAGAUGGGCCGCAUGCUGGUCGCUAAGGUGGACCGGACUGUCAGGGACGAGAUCUUGAAGAUGCUCACCAUGGUAACGCUUGUAUCCAACUCCGCUUACAAUGUGAGCAUCACUUACUACAUUAUAUUCAGGUUUCCCGGCUACAGACAUGUAGCCUUGCCCGUCAUCAAGGUCCUUAUCAAGGUGGCCUCGGGCAUCGAAGGCUCGGACGAGCAGCUCGAGAUGCUCGGUACCCUUCUCGAGCUAUUCGUGCAGAUCGGACUCGACGGUUGUCGUUACUGCGAGAACCAGCUGGCCUUUAAGGACUCUGGCUGCGCCGCAAACAUGGGUGUUCUCAUACCUGUCAUCUCUGCACUGGUGCAGCGUAUGGACCCCGUCGUGGGUGCCAAGCCGCGGAUGCACAAGCUAUUCUGGGACUUCUGGCUGUACGCCUCACUCAUGGGCUUCACCGUGCUCUCCGGCGUGUGGCCCAUCGACUGGUACUACGGCACCGCUGACAUCGCCCUCAAGUCCCCCAUCCUGGUAUGCAAGGAACACCUAAGGCCCAUCCUGCAGUUCAACAACCCUAUCCGUCACGAGACCGCGGCCAUCGUCGACCUGAACGACGUCAAGUUCCAGCUCCUGAAGGAACUCAAGGGAGGUACCGAGAUAAGCACAAUACUGUACAAGAUGAACUACCAGCAGGCCACCUACCUUCUUUCCGAACGACUUGGAGCCCUUCGAGUUCAGAACUCCGUGACCACUAAGACGCCGUACCAGACCAUUAUGCAGUACCUCGAGUUCCCGCUCAUCCAGAAGGACAAAGGUGGCAUGUUCAUUUGCAUGUCGGCCGUUGCCGACAAGGUCUUCGAGAUGUUCCUCGAUGUGAUGCAGGACAAGCCCAAGCACGAGGACCGUGAGGCCGAGCUGGAGGAGGCAUUUGUGUUCCUCCUCGUGAAGUUCUCGAUCCCCGAAAAGCAGAUACGGCGCGUGGCCGACAAGUUCAUUUCGAAUUUCAUCGAUCGCUUCCCGCAUUUGUUGUGGAGCGGGCAGGUCCUCUGGGCCAUGCUGGACAUCUUGCAGGCACUGGCCUACUCCCUGGAGCUGGACCCCAAUGAGACCGGCCAGGAGGUGAUCGUCCCCUUCACCCCGUACUCAAUCACACUAACUGACACCAUGGACGGACGGGAGACCAUUGUUCGGGAUCUGGCCGCCCACUGCCAGGGUAUCGUUCAGGAGGCUGUCAAAUGGGCACCCAUAGCUACGCGCUCCCACCUCCAAGAGUACAUGGUCACCAACUCGGAACUGGUUGAGGCGCUGACCCAGCAUACCGGUGUGGGCCUGGCCAUUGAAAGCAUCAUGCUUUUCGCAGGCCUGAACGCGAGUUCCUCACCCCAGUCCACUUCCCUGCUAGAGCGGUGGCCGGCUUGCGUCAAGAAGGACUACUCCGAGUUUGUGUGCUCCAUGGAGAUACGCUGCCGGUAUUCGGGAGAAGUGGCGGGCCUGCUCAUGAGUUCCAAGAACACGGAAUACACGCGAAAGGAGCUCGCGGCCAAGCUGCUCAACCAGCUGCACACCAGUUGGAAGACGUCGAACAAGAAGCUCCACAAGCGAUGUAUAUUCCGCAUAUGCGCCCUAUUGGUCAGCAUGAAAGGUCUGGACCGGAGGCUGUUGCGGGCUCUGUGCUGGUCGCCCGUCGAGUACUUCUCCGAGGAGCCGACACGCAACGCCAUUUACUGCUGGCAGUGGUUCCUGGCGGCCAAGCCCGACCAGGAGCUUCGCUUCCUGCACGAGAUGUCCAACGCGUGGCUGGCCACGGUCGAACGUGAGCUGGGCCUCUUCUCGAAGGACCCCGUGCAGACGGACCCGUGUGCCGUUGGCGAGAAGAGCGACUUGCGACCGAAGUCUCCUUACAUCGCGCCGCACGAGGUGUGGGUCAACUUCAUCGUUGAGAAGAUUGAGUCGGCCAAGUUCAGCAGUCAGGCAGAGAUCGAAAUAUUCACCAACCUCUUCUACCGGUCCUUCUCAGCCACCAUCGGGGACGAGAAAUUCAGCUGCCGUCACAUAUCGGUGGUAGGAACGAGGUUCAACCUGCUGAGCAGUGCCGUGUCGCUACUGCAGAGCGACGCCGACGCGCUGAGUAGCCAGAUGAUCCGCAGCAUCCUCAGGGAGCGCAUCUACUCCGCAUGCCUGGACUACUUCUGUGGGCCGCAGUCGUUCCCGACCGAGCGCGGAGGCAAGCUACGCGAGAGCAUACUCAUGAUGGUAAAGUUCUGGAUGGCGAUGCACAACGACAAGAAGUUCCUGCGCCGCACCAGUUUCGGCAAAGACAUUGUGGGUAACCAGCUGGCUAAUCGCAGCCAAGGGUCGUCGGUGGGAAGCUCGGCGACGGAGAGCGGCUACACGCAGGCUGACUCGUUCCCCACGACGCCCGCCGGCUGGCAGCAGCAGGGCUACAGCCGGCCGUCGACCGAAAGCUCGUCGAGCUCGACCCGAGGCACGACCACGACCACGACGACGUCGCGGGAGAUGCGCGAGACGCCACUCGUUUCGGACUCGGCGUACGCCAAGGAGUACCUGCGCAAGCGGUCGCUCAUCCUGGCGCUUCUGUCGGUGGAGAUCGAGUUCCUGAUCACGUGGUACAACCCGCUCUCGCUGCCGGACAGGGCUGUGCCCGGCGAGGAGAUCAUCAGCGCUUGGAGGAGCCAGCACAUCACCGAGAGGGGUUGGGUCGACAUGGUCCAGUGCGCCUGGAACCUCUCACCGUUGCUGGCCGUCUACCUGCCCAGCCGCUUUCGAUCAUCCGACGCUCUUCGUGGCGAAGUGACCAGACUAGUGCAGGCGAACCCGGACCUGGUGUGCCACAUACCCGAGGCUCUACAGUACAUGAUAACGCCCGACUUCGUGCUCGAGGACAAUCCAGACCUGUCCUACCUGCAAGCCUGGGCGCCCGUGUCACCCGUCAAAGUGCUCGCCUUCUUCUCGCGUCUCUACUCGCCACACCCGAUCACGGCGCAGUACGCCAUCCGGGUCCUUUCGGCUUGCCCACCGGACGUGCUCAUGUUCUACAUCCCGCAGCUGGCGCAAGCCGUGCGCUACGACAACAUGGGCUACAUCCGCAACUUCAUCAUCACGUCGGCGAACAUCAGCCAGCUGUUGACGCACCAGUUCAUCUGGAACAUGCGCACCAACAUGUUCCGCGACGAGGACGGACAGGAGAAGGACGCUGACCUAUUCGAGGUGUUCAACUCCAUGAUCGACACCAUGGUCAACAACCUGACGGGCAAGGAGAAGCUGUUCUACGAGUCAGAGUUCGACUUCUUCACGAAGAUCACCGCCAUAUCUGGAGUGCUGAGGCACUUUCCAAAGGGUCCGGAACGCAAGCGGGCCUGCCUCUGCGAGCUGUCCAAGAUCAAGGUGGAGCAAGGGUCGUACCUGCCUUCCAGCCCCGAAGCGAUUAUUGUGGACAUCGACUACGCAUCCGGGGCGCCAAUGCAGAGCGCCGCCAAGGCGCCCUUUCGCGCGAAGUUCAAGGUGCGCAGCGUGGGCAUCGAGAAGGUGCAGGAGAUCGCCACCGCAGGUUACAAGGACCUGCGCGACUCUGGCUACUUCACCGCCGCGGACAUGCGCAGAGAGCACUGGCAAGCCGCCAUCUUCAAGGUCGGCGACGACGUGCGACAGGACAUGUUGGCGCUCCAGGUCAUCGCGCUCUUCAAGAACGUCUUCAGCAUCGCCGGAAUCGAGGUGUACCUGUUCCCGUACCGCGUGGUGGCCACUUCGCCCGGCUGCGGCGUCAUCGAGUGCGUGCCGGACACCACGUCGCGGGACCAGCUGGGCCGACAGACGGACAUCGGCAUGUACGAGUACUUCCUGCAGAAGUACGGCGACGAAUCCACGCGCACCUUCCAGGAGGCUCGCAGCAACUUCGUCAAGAGCAUGGCCGCCUACAGCGUCGCCAUGUUCCUCCUGCAGGUUAAAGAUCGUCACAACGGUAACCUGCUACUGGACGAAGACGGCCACAUCAUUCACAUCGACUUCGGCUUCCUCUUCGAGAGCUCACCUGGUGGCAACAUCGGCUUCGAGCCGGACAUAAAGCUCACCGAGGAGAUGGUCAUGAUAAUGGGGGGCAAGCAGGAGGCCGAGCCGUUCAAGUGGUACACCGAGCUGUGCGUGCGCUGCUUCCUGGCCGUGAGACCGUUUCGCGAGGACGUGGUCACCCUGGUAUCCCUGAUGCUGGACACCGGUCUGCCCUGUUUCCGAGGACAGACGGUGCGCCUGCUGCGGCUGCGGUUCGCGCCCACGGCCACAGAGCGUGAGGCGGCGGCCUUCAUGAUCAAGAUCAUCAACGACUCGUACCUAAGCAUCAGGACCAGGACGUACGACAUGAUCCAGUACUACCAGAACCAGAUCCCGUACUGA